Rhinolophus ferrumequinum (greater horseshoe bat) is the source of this 4009-nucleotide messenger RNA. RefSeq names its product centrosomal protein 85 (gene CEP85). The transcript has 14 exons. Gene Ontology annotation, cellular component: centrosome. The coding region runs from base 157 to 2463 and encodes 768 amino acids. The record is from RefSeq and is a predicted model, not a curated record. Lineage: Eukaryota; Metazoa; Chordata; Mammalia; Chiroptera; Rhinolophidae.
CAGGAGCAACGCGCGACCUGGCGGGUGUGCAACGGCCGUUAGGCUAGCUGAGGGACGAAAUCUCCGCCUGCGGCCGACGUGGUGGCCGCAGUUGGUACCCCUGAGUGAGGCAUUUCGCCAUCCGCUAUCAGGUCCACUUGGCUGGAAUAACUGUUGAUGGCCAUGCAGGAAAAAUAUCCAAGUGAGAGGAUCUCUCAUGCCACUUCACCAGGGUCCAGUGUGAUUCAGAAGGGCAGUUCCCUGGGGACUGAAUGGCAGACCCCGGUUAUCUCCGAGGCCUUUCGGAGCCGCUUCAGCCGCUGUUCAAGUGUAACCGACAGUGCGGACACCGCCAUAGGCACGUCGUGCUCAGACAUUGCAGAGGAUUUUUGCAGCUCAAGUAGCAGCCCUUCUUUCCAGCCCAUCAAAAGCCACGUAACCAUUCCAACAGCCCAUGUGAUGCCUUCUACCUUGGGGACCUCUCCUGCCAAGCCAAAUUCUACACCUGCCGGACCCUCUUCCUCCAAAUUCCCUUUGUCAGGGUUGGCUGAAAAUGUGGGGAUGACAAGAAACGGAGACCUCGGUGCAAUGAAACGUUCUCCAGGCCUAUCUAGAGAUCUCAUGUAUCUUUGUGGUGCUGCUGGAGAAAAUGGAAUUGAGCAGUCCUGGUUUCCAGCAGUGGGCCAUGAAAGAGAAGAGAUGAGAAAGUUUGAUAUUCCCAGUAUGGAGUCCUCCCUCAAUCAGUCAGCAGUGGUGGAGACACUUUAUUCAGAUCCGCACUACCGAGUCCACUUCCACAACCUAAGAACCGACCCAAACAAGGAGUUAUACAAAGUGUUGCCUGAGACCAAGAAGGCACCAGGCAGUGGGGCGGUAUGUGAGCGAAACGGACCACACCCUAGCAGCAGUGGGCAUGUGCUGCCUCUGGGACUCCAGCCUGCUCCUGGACUCUCCAAGCCUCUACCCUCUCAGGUGUGGCAGCCAAAUUCUGACCCGUGGCACCCCGUCGAGCGAUCUUGUGAGCUCAGCACUUGUCGACAGCAGCUGGAAUUGAUUCGUUUACAGAUGGAGCAGAUGCAGUUUCAGAAUGGAGCCACCUGCCACCAUCCCGCUGCUUUUGCUCCUUCACUGCCCACGUUAGAACCAGCACAGUGGAUCAGCAUCUUGAACAGUAAUGAACAACUUCUGAAAGAAAAGGAGCUCCUCAUUGACAAGCAGAGGAAACACAUCUCUCACCUGGAGCAGAAAGUGCGAGAGAGUGAACUACAAGUCCACAGUGCCUUUUUGGGCCGCCCUGCCCCCUUUGGGGAUGUCUGCUUGCUGAGGCUACAGGAAUUGCAGCGAGAGAACACUUUCUUACGUGCGCAGUUUGCGCAGAAGACAGAAGCCUUGAGCAAAGAAAAGAUCGAGCUUGAAAGGAAACUCUCUGCUUCAGAAGUUGAAAUCCAGCUCAUCAGAGAGUCACUCAAAAUGGCGUUGCAGAAGAAUUCAGAGGAGGGCAAGAAACAGGAAGAAAGGGUCAAAGGUCGUGAUAAACAUAUCAACAAUUUGAAAAAGAAAUGUCAGAAGGAAUCAGAGCAGAACCGGGAAAAGCAGCAGCGUAUUGAGACCUUGGAGCGCUACCUGGCUGAUCUGCCUACCCUGGAAGACCAUCAGAAGCAGAGCCAGCAGCUUAAGGAUUCUGAGUUGAAGGGCACAGAGCUGCAGGAGAGAGUGACUGAGCUGGAGAGUUUGCUGGAGAAGAUCCAGGCAGCCUGCAGAGAGAAGGAGGUCCAACUGGAAAGUCUGAGACAGAGAGAAGCUGAAUUCUCCUCCACUAGACAUAGCCUGCAAGAUAAGCAUUGUGUGGAGGCCAGUGGAGAACAUCCAGCCCAACAGGAAGAAGGUCCAAAAGUAGAAAUGGAGUCCUGGCAGAAGGAAUGUGAUUCCCUCCGAAAGAUUGUGGAGAAGCAACAGCAGAAGAUGGAUCAGUUGCGUUCACAAGUACAGAGCCUAGAACAGGAAGUGGCUGAAGAAGAAGGAACCAGCCAGGCCCUGAAAGAGGAGGCCCAGCGGAGGGAGACAGCCCUGCAGCAGCUUCGCACGGCUGUGAAAGAGCUUUCAGCACAGAACCAGGACCUGAUUGAGAAGAAUCUGACGCUCCAGGAACACCUGCGCCAGGCUCAACCGGUGUCCCCGUCUUCACUAGACACAGCCCAGCUGGCAUUUGAGCUGCACCAGGAGUUGGCCAGUUGUCUUCAAGAUCUGCAGGCUGUCUGUAGCAUUGUGACCCAGAGGGCCCAGGGCCAUGACCCCAAUCUCUCCCUGCUCCUUGGCAUUCACUCUGCACAGCACCCGGGGACUCCGCUGGAUUUGCAGAAGCCGGAUGUGAUAAGGAGGAAACUAGAAGAGGUUCAACAGCUGCGCCGUGACAUCGAGGAUUUGAGGACCGCCAUGUCAGAUAGAUACGCCCAGGACAUGGGAGAAAACUGUGUCACACAGUGAGGAAUGUAAAGCACGGGACUCUGUAUUCCCCCAGGGACGAUCUGCUGAGAGCCCGGUCCAGCAGGUCCUGCCCCGACAAUCUCUUGCCUCCUGUUUGCUGCUAUUCUCAGAGAAGGGGUGGAAGGGAGGUAAGAGACUGCACCUGGGGCCGAGGGCUGACCCGGGAACUGUGCCUCCCCUGCCCCACACAUGGCUUUGCCCUGUUGGGUUGCAUUUGUCCUGUCAUCUUGACUCACCCUUUGAGGGUGAGUUACUAAUUAACUUCUGCAGGUCACCUGAUAAGUCCUCACAGACUGUUCCCAGCCCCAGGCUGACAUCAAAGAACAGGCUGCUCACCUCCCUUCUCCAUCCUUUGGGAUGGAUCCACAUUCAUUCCCACUCCAUACCUUGGUCCUGCUGAUGCCCAGAGUUUGUUAGAGGGGCCUGGAAAGGCUGAGUGCCAGUCACAGUGGCCAUUUGAGAAUUCUCAGGCCCCACGUGCCAGCCUUCGGGGGAGCUGAGCUGGCUUUCUGAAUUUACUUAGGCCCAGUCCCACUGCUUCUUCCUCAGGGCUCUUGUUCACACAGACACCUCAGGGUGACCUACUCAUUAGCAAAGUACCCACUAGAACUGGGGGCCUAGGGAUUAUAGCCAGGGCUCUUUCAUCUGUGCUACCAUGCUAUUUUACAGGAGACCCCACUCUCCUGCUGCCCCGUGCCCUUGGAGCCCUGGCCAUGUGGUCAGCACAGCCCCCUUCUCCUUUGUCCUCAGGCUGUCCAGGUAGCCCCCUUCUUGGACUUGAAGUGCAAACUCCUCUGGUUCUGGGUUUGGGCAGGAUUUUCCCCCCAGAAUACCACAGGGCAGCUGCCAAUCUGCUCACCCCUCCGCCUGGGGCUGGAGCUGGUGCCCAGCCCCCUCUUUGUGCCUCUUUUGUGUUUGGGGUGGGGGUGGGGGUCCUUUUCCUUUCCUGCUCUGGGUUCCUUGAGGGUUCAGAGUACCCAGUACAGGGCAGCUUUACGGUAUAGCUUUCAGUGUUUUAUGGGGUUUUUUGUUUCUCUAGGGACUUUGGACCCUUUGCUUUCUGAUUUCUUUUGCCUCUUUGUUUAGGGUGCAUCUCACAAUUGUUUAUAUCUGGUUGCUGGGCUGGCCCCAGGCCGCCUCUAGAUCUGGAGCCAGGCCAAGCUGGGGGGCUAUGUGUGGGGAUGGGGUGGCACUUGAGCAGUUAAGGAGCCCAGAAUCAGCCACCACGAGAUUCUUGCUAAGCUUUGGGCUGUCAGGGCAACCUCCUGGGCUGAAUGGAACUCUAAGUGUUUUUACAAGUUGUGUUUUAUUUAUGGAGUGACUUAUCCCUUCCAUUCAGAGCAGCCCCACCCAGCCAUCCCCUCAGCCUCUGGGCUCCUGCCUCCUAAAAGCAGAGCCGCCUGGUUGGUCUCCACCCUGUGUUGGGAGCCCAGCCACCAUGCUCACGGGUAUUUUUCCUCAUAAAGUUUAUAAGCAGUUAUUUAUAUGAAUUCUUGUUAUGUCAACUGGUUUGUAUUGCCUAUUUUGAUUACAAAAUAAAAAUUUA